Durio zibethinus is the source of this 2295-nucleotide messenger RNA. NCBI's taxonomy places the organism in Eukaryota, Viridiplantae, Streptophyta, Magnoliopsida, Malvales, Malvaceae. The record is from RefSeq and is a predicted model, not a curated record.
UUGCAAGUUCUACUCAUAAUAUUUUUUGAGAAUUAGAAAAAUAAAAUUCAGAUGAUUGGCAGUCAUUUUUGUCGAUCUUUUUCUCAAAAUCCAAAAGGACAAUCCAAAUUAAACUUAAUUUUCUUUUGUUCGUCAAUAUUCUUUCAAUCUUCAUCAAAAUCUUUGCAAAUUUCUCGGUCACCGAUUCACCGGAAAAAAAAAAUGAAUCUUCGGUUGCUUAGAGGAUUGCAUGUUCGUGUUAGGCAAGCAAAGCUCGAAGACGGUUGUUGAUUCUCAGAACGAAGAUGGGGAUGCUACCAGUGAGUCUUCGACAUCAUCUUCUUCGAGAAUCGGGAAGAUAAAGGGAAAAAAAUUCUAUUUCAUUCAAGAUUUGGGUUAUUGUUGAUGCAAUUUGCCUUCAUGUCUUUUUCUUGAAUUAGAGUGGUGUAUGUUGUUUAGUGUUCAUUUCAAAAUAGGUUUUUGCUUGUCUGACUGAAUUUAAAACCCUGAAAACCCUAAUCGGCAAUUCUAUUUGGUAACGGGUUUUUACAGGUUAAUUUGUUUGCUAAAUUUCAAUUUAUGUAUUGGCUUUGAAUGAAAUUUGUUAGGGUGAUGGGGGUUAAUUGAGAUUUUGAAUUUUGGUGAAAUAAGUUUAUAAUUGAUAAUUGAUCUCUUGUUUUUAGUAAAUUGAGUUUAUUAAGGUUAAAACAAAAGAAAAAACAAUAUUACUUGUGUUUUCUAGCUGCUAAGAAAUGGUUUUCUGUUUAUUGAAAUCUUGUGCUGGAGCAGAUGAUGGGAGUAUCUGAUCCUGAUUAUGCUAUGCCUGAACGAUCUAUACCUUAAAAAAUGCCUUGAUGUUUGUGUAAUUGCACUUUAUAAAAGUAACUAUAAUAAAAGAGAGAGAAGAGUGGGAUGUUUCUGUCUGCAAUUUUGCAUUGUUUUCAUCUCUUUUAAUAAGUGUGCUCUUCUGAAUGGUGCAGAAUAAAUCAUCAAAUGACACCAGUCCGUAAGCAUUGAAUACUCUAAACAAAUUUACAUCUCAAAUUAAGAAGCCUACACACCGCAAUUAUUCUCCUCUGAACUAGGUCCCCCCGGAAAAAAGAUUGAUUCUCACUUGAAAAGAAAAAUAAAUAAGCAUGCUGCAGGUUAUAUCGCAGAUGUAAUAUAUAUAUUUUUUUCUGUUGAGCAUUUUUUUUAGUUUUUGACCAAAUGCUAAUGCAAGUGCUUUAUUUCAGGAAAGUAGAUGGCAUGAAUUUAACUCUUGAUGAGACCCUAGGAGAUUCAAAUCCUCAUUACUGCAGAGUUUUGAGAGAAAAAAUGACAGCAAGAGAGGCUGCACACAAGGCAACGAAGGCUUGUAAAGCAGCAACGGUGGAAGCAUCUGGGUGUAGAUUACUCCAAGAAGCCAGGAUUUGAAGCAAAGAAGCGGAAGAACUGCUACUAAAAGCUGAGAAAACUGCAGCUGAGGUUUAUGAAUCAGCAGCAGCCUUGGGAGUGAUAAUGUAUGAUAUACCUAACUGUCCUCAGAGUACUUGUCAGAUUGAAACAUCUUCAGUAAAUAUAGCAGGUUCUGCUAGUCAUACUGUUAGAGCAUGUUUUAUAACAGCAUUUGAGUUCGAUAAACAAGUGGCUGCUGCUGUAAAGACUGCAUUCGUGAGGCAUGCAUGUUGCCCCUCUUUUAGUAAAGAUGAAUUUAAAGACCUUUUAAAAAAAAUCAAUGAGAAUUCUGAUACAGGUGAUGGCAAUCUAGAGUCAUAGGAGUUCUCUUCAGAGUGUGAAUCAGAGCCAAUGUCAGAACUUGAGACAUUGACUCAAAAAGACAGUUUUAAGUCUGAAGACUUCAAUUGCAAGAUGUCGGAUGUGGAGUCUAGACAAAGGAAAUUCAAGAGGAGGAAUUCUCUUGAAAAGUUUAACAGUAACACGGAAAAACUUGUGGAAAUGAUUCUUAAGAGGCGUAAAUGUUUACAAGAGGAUGAACUUUCAUCACUUGCUACAAUGGUUGCAACAUGUGGUUUAAAUGCUGCCUUAGCAGAAGUAGAAAACAGUAAGCUACAUAAUUCAUGUUUUAUUGCUGAUCAUCCCUCUGCUUCAGCACUUAAUUUUUCUCGAAGAACAUCUUCAAUUCGAACAGGAACAGUAAGAAAAAUUAACCAAACUGGACAAUUUGACUUGGAACUCCCAAGUCUAGACAAGGUUUUGGCACAUGACCAAGCUUGAACGAGAGGUCCAGGAAGGAAGAAGCCGGAGGAAUGAGUCUAAAUAUGAAAGUGCUGAGGAAGAGAUUGAAGAGAAAGAAAAAAAUUUUCAAAGAGAAUU